AUGGUAUCUACGAAGGCCCUAGGGUUUCCAGAGGAUUUGGCCAAAACCGUGUACAUAUAUAUCCAGGACAACUUGGGGACGCUAGAAAAGAAGGAGACUGAUGCUCCUGCUGCUCCGCCGGCGAAAAAGCCAAAAAAGGCGAAAACAGCGAAAUUGACGCUUAAUUUCGAUGAAGACGAGGAUCUAGAUAUGGAUCAGGGUGCUUCCUUGCAGGCGAGGAACGAGCCUAAGAAACCGAAAUUCAAGAAGCUUAAGAAGGCUGACACACAGCGCAUGAAGGAAGAGCCUGUGGAAGACUUGCCAGUAAAGAAAGAAGAGGAAACUGUUGAAAAGACAGUGAAGCAGGAGCACUUGAGUCUUUCAGAACUCGCUGAGCUUGAGAGGAAACGGAACGAGGCACAGGAGCUUCUCAAGGAAUCUGAAGAGCUUCACGCCUUGGAGGACGAUGACUAUGCCAUUGAGAACGAUCGAGAGUGGUAUGCUUCUGAAGAUAUGGCCCACCAAGCUCAGGUUGAGGAUUACGAAGAUCUAGACUACAAGCCCAAACAGCGGCAGCGACCUAGAAAGAACCAGCAGCGCAGUGGCGGAGGUUUUGAUGCCGCUACAGGUGAAUACGUCGAUUAUGAUCACGAUACCUCAGAAGCUCUGCUUCUACGAGUUCCAAUCACCACACACUUCUUAGUUCCACCGUUUUUGGAUGGGUCUGAAGCUGAUCUUCGGCCGCAUUUUGGCAGCACCCAGACAUCGAGAAGCCUGGGACCCAGUGUCAGUGCAGUAAAAGAUCCUGCUUCUGAAUUGGCAGAAUCUGCAAAGAAUGGAAGUUUUGUGGUCAAGGACAGAAAGGCUAAGAAAGAGAGAGCAAAGCAGGCAAAGGAACGUGCAACUGGUGAGGACGGGAUGGCCUCGGUGAUAAAAGAGAGCCAGAACGAUAAAAAAGAGGAGGAAGAGGUUGAAGAAAAGAGCUCCUACGAAAGCAUACAAGAACAACGUCGGACGCUUCCAGCAUACCACGCCAAAAACGACCUUCUACGAAUAAUAGCGGAAAACCAGGUGGUCGUCGUUAUUGGUGAAACUGGUUCAGGUAAAACCACCCAGCUAACACAGUUUCUCUGUGAAGCGGGUUAUGCGAAGAACAGAGACAAGCAUGGCACCAGACUUCUUGUGGGAUGUACUCAACCGAGACGUGUUGCUGCCAUGUCGGUCGCCAAGAGAGUUUCAGAGGAAAUGGGCUGCGAGCUUGGAGAGGAGGUUGGUUACUCCAUCCGUUUCGAAGACAGAACAAGUCCGCAAAAGACAUUAAUCAAGUACUUGACCGAGGGUAUUCUUCUCCGUGAAAUGCUUGCUGACUCCACCUUGGAGCAGUAUUCGUGUAUCAUUAUGGACGAAGCGCACGAAAGAACACUCAACACGGAUAUUUUGCUUGGCCUCUUUCGCCAGCUCUUGCGUAAAAGAAGAGAUCUCAAGCUUAUUGUGACCAGUGCCACCAUGAACGCUGACCGAUUCUCCACAUUCUUUGGCGAUGCUCCACAAUACGUUAUACCUGGUCGGAUGUUUCCUGUUGAAACCUUCUAUUCCAAGUCGCCGUGCCAUGACUACGUUGAUACUGCUGUGAAGCAGGUAAUCACCAUACAUUUGGCCAACCAGGGCCAACAGGGUGAUAUUUUGGUGUUCAUGACGGGUCAGGAAGAUAUUGAAACUACGUGUGAGAUGAUACACGAGAAACUAGACAUGCUUGAGGAUCCACCACCACUCGAUGUCUAUCCUAUUUAUUCCACUUUACCUGCGGAUGUACAAAAGAAGAUUUUCAACAAGCUGAGUGCUCAGCGCAGAAAAGUGGUUGUGGCUACGAAUAUUGCCGAAACUUCCUUGACGGUGGACGGCAUCAAGUAUGUCGUCGAUUGUGGUCUUGUCAAAGUGAAGGUUUUCAACCCAAAGCUAGGAAUGGACAUUUUGCAGAUGGUUCCGAUUUCCAUGGCCAAUGCCCAGCAAAGAAGCGGUCGUGCUGGAAGAACCGGUCCUGGUAUUGCUUACAGACUUUACACUGACAGAGCAGCGGCACCGUCUCAAAUGUAUGUGCAGCCGAUUCCAGAGAUCCAGCGUACGAACUUGAGUUCCGUGAUGUUGAUGCUCAAAUCACUUCGUGUCACAGAUGUGCUCAAGUUCCCGUUUUUGGACCUGCCUCCUCGUGAUCUUCUCAGCUGUUCACUCUACGAUCUUUGGGCUAUAGGGGCUCUUGAUAACUUGGGCGCAUUGACGCAGCUCGGAGAUCAGCUCAACUUAUUCCCAAUGGAGCCUACCCUUGCUAAGCUUAUAUUGCUUUCGACACAGGAGGAGUUCCACUGCUCUCGAGAGAUUAUCGUCAUCGUGGCGAUGUUGUCUGUCCCUAAUGUCUUUUAUAGACCAAAGGAACGAGCAGACGAUGCUGACUCUGCUAGGGAAAAAUUUCUCAUUGCAGAUUCAGACCAUUUGACCUUGUUGAACGUAUUUGAGCAGUUUGACCAAAGAGCCAAGCAGAAAAAGGGUAGUUUGAGCUUGUGGUGCACCCGGAAUUUCCUUCAGUAUAGGUCUCUUUUACGAGCGAAGGAUAUCUACAACCAGAUCUUGCUCAUCAUGAACAAAAGGAAGUUCCCCGUGCUCAAGUCCAAAUCCGACAGGGAUAUAAGAAAAUGUCUCUGUGCAGCUUAUUUCCAGCAGCUGGCCAAACUUGUAAAGAUGGGAGGAGGCAGAGGUCAGGUCGAAUAUGCCAAUCUUCGCCAGACAUAUAUGACGAUGUACCUCCACCCUACCUCAGCUUUAGCUGGUGGUGGUGACCUCAGUCCUCCGUUUGUGGUCUAUGAUGAGUUGGUUCUUACCACAAAGGAAUAUAUGCAAUGUGUGACGGCUGUGGAGCCUGAGUGGUUGCUCAAAUACGGCCAUAUCUUCUACGGUGUGAGUGCAAGCGUCAAAAAACAGAUAGAAGGCUCGUUGGACUUUACUUUGGUGGGAAAGAGCGAUUGGGAAAAACGUCUUGAGGAAGACAGACAGCGCAUGCAAGUUCAGGAUUCACUGAAAACUACAGAAAAGACGAAACUGGCUCCCGGGUGCGCCGGGGUUUUUAGUAUAUACAUGUUGGAGAGGGGUGAAACCAUGCCAACUCUUGGGUUUGUUUUUGAUGAUCCGAAAUGA
This is a messenger RNA of Candidozyma duobushaemuli, 3165 nucleotides long. Its product is annotated as DEAH-box RNA helicase. Gene Ontology annotation, biological process: mRNA splicing, via spliceosome. Gene Ontology annotation, cellular component: spliceosomal complex; intracellular anatomical structure. Lineage: Eukaryota; Fungi; Ascomycota; Pichiomycetes; Serinales; Metschnikowiaceae. The transcript has a single exon. Gene Ontology annotation, molecular function: ATP binding; RNA binding. The record is from RefSeq and is a predicted model, not a curated record. The coding region runs from base 1 to 3165 and encodes 1054 amino acids.